AACGGAAACGACCGAUUGCCACGUUAGCACAAACGUGCAUUACACAGGUGUAUUUAGGAACAAGAUUUACUUUUAAAAGAGUAACAUUUGUAACUUAAUUCAACAUGGACUUUUCCUAUAUUUUAUUUCUUAUUUAUUUAACCUACUUAACAACUGUAGAUUCAAUUAGAUUUUAUGUAGCCCCAAAUCAAAAGAAGUGCCUUCGAGAAGAAAUUCACAAAGAUGUCUUAGUUACCGGUGAUUAUGAGUUAUCGGAUGCGCCAGGUCACAAGUCUCAUCUUAUUGUUACAGAUACUAAAAGUCAUAUCCUUUAUUCAAAAGAAGAUGCUAAAAAGGGCAGAUUUGCAUUUACAACAGAAGAGUAUGAUAUGUUUGAAGUAUGUGUGGAAACAAAGAUGCCAGGAGGUGGUCAAGGUGUUGACCGGGAGGUUUCUUUGGACAUGAAACAUGGAGUUGAAGCUAAAAGCUAUGAAGACCUUGCGAAGGCAGAGAAGUUAAAGCCACUUGAAGUAGAACUAAGGCGACUGGAAGAUCUGUCAAAGUCAAUUGUCGAUGAUUUUGCAUACAUGAGGGCAAGAGAGGAGGAGAUGAGAGAUACAAAUGAAUCAACCCAUUCAAGAGUGAUGUACUUCAGCAUAUUCUCCAUGUGCUGUUUGUUAGGCUUGGCUACCUGGCAGGUGCUUUACCUGAGGAGGUACUUCAAAGCCAAGAAACUGAUUGAGUAGACAAGUUAUCCUGGUCAGCAUUUGUCAUCCCUUACAUCACGAGACGUCAGCCAAUAACACACUCAUUGAAACAUUACUUGUUUUAACUCUCACUUCACCUAAACUUCUUGUUUACCAUAUUUUUAGGAGACAAAAACAGUUUCGUGUUUCAGUAAAAAUUCCCAAAUAAUACAAAAUUUAUAAUUAUUUUUACUAAACUUUGUAUUUAGUAACAGUAAUGUUCUUGAAAAAUCAAAUACUUCUUGCUGAGAGUUGGCUGCUUUACUUCAAUUUAAAUUGUUGAAAAGAUCUCAAAGCAAAAUAAUGGAUUAGAUCUAAAGUCCUUAUGUGUUUUGAUCAAAACAUAUUUCAUCUUGUAUAUAAAAAGACUACUGCACAAAGAGACAUUUUCAUCAUCAUGGCCCUAUAUGUACAUACAUACAUAUAGAUAUGUAUCUAUAUGUACAUACACAUGCCCUACAUUUUCAGUAAUAAUGGAGUUGGUAGAUAUUCUGUAUAUAUUUAAUACAUUAUUUAAUAGAAAAUUAACUAUUGAAAUAUGUUAUGCUGGUGCAUGUUACGCUUCCGGUUCAUUUGAUAUAGAACUUUUGAGUUUUCUUUAGAGCAUGUUUGUUUUAUAAUUUAUAGAGGUGGAAUGUUGGUGAACAUUAUAAAAUUUAGUCCUUUCCGAAGUUUCUCCCUUUCAAGGAAAUGUAUAUUAUGCUGUUAUGUAUGCUUAUCAAUGUGAAAUGAAUGUUUAGACUGCCUAACUCUCAUCUUGUACCAUUUGCAAAUUUGUCAAGAUAAAACUAUCCAGGAAUGUACAAAUUAAAUAUUAUCUUGAGUCUAGAUUAAAAAUACUUGUAUUUAUAAUCUAAGGAACGACUAUGUAUAGUUUAUUGAUUUUCCGAAAGUAUCUUAAAAACUUGAUUAUGGUUUAUGGUCUCAAAAUCUGUGGAUAUCACAUUCUAUACUUUUCUUAUUACUCAACUAUGAGAUGUACACAAUGAUUGGGUUGGGAAUAUUUAUAUAUUUGUAUGUUAUAUAUAUAUAAAAAUGCAGAAACCUGGUGGUUUUGGGGUGGGGGAAGAGGGUCACUAUAUUAAGCAAGGAUAUUUUUUAAAAUACAGGUUAUCCAUUUUAAGAUAUUUUAGGUUUACAGUGGAAUUAUUUGUUGAAUAAUGGUACGAGUGUAUUUGAUGAACACUAGUCUAUGCAGAUCCUAUUCAGCAGGAUCUUUCCACAGGUUUUCUUGCAUUAUUAUUUUCUGUUGUGGAUGAAAAGAUUUCCAUGUUGGGGUUUUUCUCUUUUUGUGUACACGUGUGUUGCUGUAAGAUACUAGUUAGAAGAAAUAAAUAUUGUGAAUUAA
Gigantopelta aegis is the source of this 2073-nucleotide messenger RNA. Its product is annotated as transmembrane emp24 domain-containing protein 10-like. Gene Ontology annotation, cellular component: endoplasmic reticulum; endoplasmic reticulum-Golgi intermediate compartment; Golgi apparatus. The coding region runs from base 105 to 725 and encodes 206 amino acids. The record is from RefSeq and is a predicted model, not a curated record. Gene Ontology annotation, biological process: Golgi organization; intracellular protein transport; endoplasmic reticulum to Golgi vesicle-mediated transport. The transcript is spliced from 5 exons. Lineage: Eukaryota; Metazoa; Mollusca; Gastropoda; Neomphalida; Peltospiridae.